AUGGCCAGUGCAGACUGGAGCAAUAAAACCGUCACAGAGUUCGUCCUGCUGGGAUUCGGGGAUCUCCCGGAGCUGCAAAUUCUUCUCUUCCUUCUUUUUUCAGCAAUCUACGUUCUGACCAUGGCCGGGAACCUCCUCAUCGUAGCCCUGGUUGUGGCUGAGCAGCAUCUCCACACCCCCAUGUACUUCUUCCUGGGGAACCUGUCCUGCCUGGAGACCUGCUACUCCUCCACCAUCCUGCCCCGGCUGCUGGCCGGGCUCCUGACGGGGGACAGGACCGUUUCCAUCUGCGGCUGCCUUGUGCAAUAUUAUUUCUUCGGUGUCUUUAGCACCACGGAAUGCUACCUCUUAGCCGUCAUGUCCUACGACCGGUAUUUAGCCAUAUGCAAGCCCCUGCACUACGGCGCCCGUAUGAAUGGCAGGAUCUGUCUCCUGCUAGUAGCUGGGUCUUGGAUCAAUGGCCUUUUGCCUGUGACCGUGACUGCAUCUUUGAUGUCUCAACUGCCUUUCUGUGGCCCCGGUAAGAUUGAUCAUUUCUUUUGUGAUUUCUCCCCCGUGCUAAGCCUCUCCUGCAGCGACACCCGCCUGAUAGAGUUUUUGGGUGUUGCCCUGUCUGGGUUAUGUUCUCUGCCCCCAUCUCUACUAACGGUGACAUCUUACAUUUGCAUUAUCACCUCCAUCCUGAGCAUCCCGUCCACCACGGGGCGGAAAAAGGCCUUUUCCACCUGCUCCUCCCACCUCGUUGUGGUGACCAUGUUCUAUGGGACCCUGAUGAUUGUGUAUCUCCUCCCCAAAACUCCAAUACUGCGAGACCUGAACAAAGUGUUCUCUGUCUUCUACACUGUUCUGACCCCCCUGGUCAACCCACUCAUCUACAGCCUGAGGAACGCGGAGGUGAAAAAGGCCCUGAGAAAGGCAGUCGGCAAAUGUGGAUUUCUCAAGAGUGGACAGGACAGCGGUGGCAAAGAUGCCAGUACCCUGAGCCUGCCUGAGACUGGCCAGAGAAUCCGUAUCAGCCCUCCACCAGCAUUAGGUGCUGCCCCAUCAUCUCACCCAGAGCAGAUUUUCAACCAAGUGCCUUCUAAUUGA
Pelodiscus sinensis (Chinese soft-shelled turtle) is the source of this 1089-nucleotide messenger RNA. Its product is annotated as olfactory receptor 11A1-like. The record is from RefSeq and is a predicted model, not a curated record. Gene Ontology annotation, cellular component: membrane. Gene Ontology annotation, biological process: G protein-coupled receptor signaling pathway. NCBI's taxonomy places the organism in Eukaryota, Metazoa, Chordata, Testudines, Trionychidae. Gene Ontology annotation, molecular function: olfactory receptor activity; G protein-coupled receptor activity.